AUGGCGAUGGGGGGAACGCCAGGUGCGCUCUACAACGAGGAGAUCCUGGACCUGUUCGACAGUGCCCGAGACCCUGACUCCCGCCACCGCAAGUCCAACAUCAAAAUCCAUGAGGAUGCCAGCGGCAGCAUCUACACCACAGGCGUCACCUCCCGCCUCAUCAGCUCCCAGGAUGAGCUGAUCCAGUGCCUGAAGCAGGGAGCUCUGUCCCGCACAACCGCCAGCACCCAGAUGAAUGUCCAGAGCUCCCGCUCCCACGCCAUCUUCACCAUCCACCUAUGCCAAAUGCGAGUCUGUGCCCAGCCCGACCUGGUGAGACUGCGCGAGAGGGACAGGGGAGCGCCCUUCGCCGCACAGCACGGCAGGCGUGAGCCGCUGUCAGGCUAGUUCCUACGUCUCCCU
Molecule: messenger RNA, 402 nt
Organism: Chrysemys picta bellii (western painted turtle)
Lineage: Eukaryota; Metazoa; Chordata; Testudines; Emydidae
Source: RefSeq, a predicted model, not a curated record